This is a messenger RNA of Blumeria graminis f. sp. triticale, 153 nucleotides long. NCBI's taxonomy places the organism in Eukaryota, Fungi, Ascomycota, Leotiomycetes, Helotiales, Erysiphaceae. The record is from the annotation of a GenBank genome assembly.
AUGCACCCACUACAUGAGUUUUCCAAAUGUCGAAAUAAGCUAUCUUCGCAUAUAGUCGUCGGGAAAGGAUUAGCCUACUCCGCGUCAAGCUCAAUGGGUGCUAGGUUUAUGGCCGUCACGAAAAAAAAUCAAUCGAUCCAUCUAAGACUAUGA